Molecule: messenger RNA, 3384 nt
Organism: Chelmon rostratus (copperband butterflyfish)
Lineage: Eukaryota; Metazoa; Chordata; Actinopteri; Chaetodontiformes; Chaetodontidae
Product: receptor-type tyrosine-protein phosphatase N2-like
Exons: 23
Coding region: 26-3157 (1043 amino acids)
Biological process (GO): protein dephosphorylation
Cellular component (GO): secretory granule
Molecular function (GO): protein tyrosine phosphatase activity
Source: RefSeq, a predicted model, not a curated record
CUUGAUAGAAUAACCCAGAAGAGACAUGGAUCCUUUGCCUUUUUCCUCCCUCCGCCACCUCCUCCUCCUCUUCCUCGCUUCCCUCAGCUGCUUCCUCGCUUCUGCUGACAGGAGAUUCGGUUGCCUGUUUGAGAGCGAGCUGUGUUCACCAUAUGAGAUCUGCGUCAACGAUGGAAUGUUUGGGAGGUGUCACUCUGUUCCGGUGAAGGAGGUUUACACCUACGAUGUCUCCCCGUCUGUAGUGCAGCGCUUCAGGACGCUGCUGGAGAAGCUCUCAAACAGAGGUUUGACCUGGGAAGAUGACACAGCUCAACAGGUUCUGUCCCAGGAGUUAUCCAAAUUGAGGAGGAUUCCCUACAGACCACAGCAGGACGGAUCUGUCUACAACACAGACGGCAGGCCGGCAGCUGAAGCGAUGGACCCAGUAGACCAGCGGGUGAAGCCAGUUGAGGUGGAGCUCAGCAGAAAUCUGCAGACAUACCUCCAACGUGUCGGCCUCCUUCCCAAGACAUCGUCCGCCUCCAGCAAACUGGGCAAGAGUGACCGUUUCCAGUCAGGCAGCCCUGCAGACUUCUAUCGCUCCAAGGCCCAGACUUCAACUCAGAGGCUGUCUCCCUCCAGCUUUUCUUCUCUUUCAUCUUUCUCACCUCUGCAGAAGCAGAGACGCCCAGCCGACCAGCUCCUCGCCACACAGGCCGAGGGUGACCUUCUCCUGGCGGCCCUGAGGCAGUAUCUCUCCGGGCAUCUGUCCCUGCACCGCGGGGGGUUGAGCCCCGAGGUGCAGGAGGACCCCUCGUCCCGGCUGAGGCCCUUCUACAGCAAUGGGAUAGAAAUUUCUGGGCUCAAAAAAGAGAUCUCAAAACCCAGGCCUCUUAAGACGGGGAGAACUCAAGGGGCUUCAAUCAAGGACCCACUGACGUCUGUGGAUGAGAGGUUCAUCGAGAAGGUUUUAAAGAACGUUGGCAGGCAGCACGUGGACGUCGAUGACCUGACGCCGCAGGACUUGGACCAGCUGUCCCGCCUGAUAGCCGAUGCUCUGCAGGUUGUCGACCAGGACCAGGGGCUAAACAGGGACCUGAUAAGAGUUAGACCUGGACCAAGAGACCUGGGAGGAGAGCUGAGGGAUGGGGAGGAAGAAGAAGAAGAAGAGGAGGCUGCCGGGGGCGAGGAAGAGGAGAAGCUGGUCGAGAAUGCUCCGACGCCGAAACCACAGGAGGGCACUCCCGUGAUGCCGGCAGCACUUAAAGAGCGCCGCACAGAUACAGAGGAGCACAAUGUGAAGGGCAAGCCUGAGAGCGGAAUCCUCUUCGCCAAACUUCUCGCCUACCUCGACAAAACCUCUUUCAACGCCGCUCCUUCGGCGAGGAACCUGAACGACGUCUCCACGGAGGCACCCAGAGGCCAACAGGUGGGGCUGGAAAAUGUCCGGAGUCGGACCAGCGAGGCAGGAGUGACGGUGCAGAAGAAGGACGCCACCCAGUCCGUGGAGGAGGUGUCGGAGGUGGAGGGGUGGAUCAAGGAGGUGGCGCCCCCUCCCGCUUCACUUGUGUACGAGGAACCGCACAAGAAGACGAUGCACGUUCCUGAACUCCAGCUGGACGUCAAAGCCAGCAGGAAGAAGGCCGACGAUGAUGUCUUUGGCUACGUCAUCACAGACACAGAUGGGCUCCAGACGGACGAAGGCCUCCACCUGAUGGAGAUCCUGGCUCGCAGGGCUAAAAUCCAGAUGACCGACUUUGCCGAGCUGUCGGUGGUGGGCCCCGCCGUGACCUUCAAAGUGAGCCCGAACACUCAGAACGUCAGCACCGCAGAUGUGGCCAACGUGGCUGUUCAGCAGAAAGCAGCUCUGGAGAAGGAAGCCAAGCUCAGCAUCCUGGAGGCCGGCGUCGCCGAUGGGAGCCAGAUCAACCAGAUCCCCACCAAGUACAGCCAGGCGGAGUCGACCAAGUUCCUCAUCCUCACUGUUGUGUCCAUCCUGUGCAUCGUCGGCGUGCUGCUGGCCUCCACCGUGGUCUACUGCCUCCGCCACCGCUCCCACCACAAGAUCAAGGAGAAGCUCACCAAUCUGGGAACAGACACUACCAGCGAUGCGACCGCCACCUAUCAGGAGCUCUGUCGGCAGCGAAUGGCGGUCAAGCCGCCCGCGGAGCGUCCGGAGCCCAUCUCCUCCAGGAUCAAUAGCGUGUCGUCUCAGUUCAGCGACGGCGGUCAAGCGGUCAGCCCCUCGGCUCGCAGCAGCAUCUCCUCCUGGAGCGAAGAGCCCGCCCACUCGAACAUGGACAUCUCCACCGGUCACAUGAUCCUGUCCUACAUGGAGGAUCACCUGAAGAACAAGGACCGUCUGGAGAAGGAGUGGGAGGCGCUGUGCGCCUAUCAGGCAGAACCCAACGCCUGCACCAUCGGCAUGAAGGACGGCAACGCCAAGAAGAACCGCUCCGCUGCCGUGGUGGCGUAUGAUCACUCACGAAUCACCUUGAAGGUGGAGAACAGCCAAGGCAACUCUGAUUACAUCAAUGCCAGCCCGAUCAUGGAUCACGAUCCCAGGAACCCGGCCUACAUCGCCACUCAAGGCCCUCUGCCCUCCACCGUGGCGGAUUUCUGGCAGAUGGUGUGGGAGAACGGCUGCGUGGUUAUUGUUAUGCUGACGCCUCUUGUCGAGAGCGGGGUGAAGCAGUGCUACCACUACUGGCCCGACGAGGGAUCCAACCUGUAUCACAUCUACGAGGUGAACCUGGUGUCCGAACACAUCUGGUGCGACGAUUUCCUGGUUCGUAGCUUCUACCUAAAGAACAUGCAGACCAACGAGACACGAACCGUCACCCAGUUCCACUUCCUGACCUGGCUCAACCAGAACGUCCCGGAGACCAGCCGGACGCUGCUCGACUUCCGCAGGAAAGUUAACAAGUGCUACCGGGGACGCUCGUGUCCUAUCAUAGUCCACUGCAGUGAUGGUGCAGGAAGAAGUGGGACCUACGUCCUGGUCGACAUGGUCCUCAACAAGAUGGCUAAAGGUGCCAAGGAGAUUGAUAUUGCGGCGACUCUGGAGCACCUGCGGGACCAGAGGCCAGGAAUGGUUCAGACCAAGGACCAGUUUGAGUUUGCGUUGACGGCUGUCGCGGAGGAGGUGAACGCCAUCCUGAAAGCUCUUCCACAGUAGGAAGAAGCGCCUCCUUCUGAUGGACCUCCUCCUCCUCCCAUCUCCUCUAUUUGCCUCCCUGUUCACAUCCUCUCACUGUCGUCCUCUGUCUCUCGGUCUUGUCCUUUCUUGUUUCGUCUCCUCUUUUCUCCACUCGUCUCUCCUGUCCUCUCCUCUUCUCCCGUUAUCUUGUCGCUCCCUCUCGUGUCCUACCUGUCAUACCUUCACCUCCCUUAUCCUACGCAUCU